Messenger RNA from Bombina bombina (fire-bellied toad), 2029 nucleotides. It is a transcript of the gene PCCB, whose product is annotated as propionyl-CoA carboxylase subunit beta. Gene Ontology annotation, cellular component: mitochondrion. The coding region runs from base 35 to 1660 and encodes 541 amino acids. The record is from RefSeq and is a predicted model, not a curated record. Gene Ontology annotation, molecular function: propionyl-CoA carboxylase activity. The transcript has 15 exons. Lineage: Eukaryota; Metazoa; Chordata; Amphibia; Anura; Bombinatoridae.
UCAGCUUCUAAUUGGUUGUUGAAUUUAAGGUGUCAUGGCAGCUGGUCGUGUGGUUUCAAGGAUCUUCUCUACUGUCAGGGGCACCGGGUUACAAUGGGGGUACAGUGGUCACGGGCGACUGUAUUCAAUCAGUCGUCUAACAGUGCCAGAAAGAAUAGAGAAGAAGCGGAGCGAAGCACUAAUAGGCGGAGGAGAACAGCGGAUUGAGGCGCAGCACCGGAGGGGAAAGCUAACAGCGCGUGAAAGAAUAAGCUUGCUGCUGGAUCCUGGAAGCUUUGCAGAAUAUGACAUGUUUGUGGAGCACAGAUGUGCAGACUUUGGGAUGGAAGAGGACAGAAACAAGUAUCCUGGGGACAGUGUUAUUACGGGACAAGGCCGCAUUAAUGGGAGAUUAGUAUACGUCUUCAGCCAGGAUUUCACUGUCUUUGGAGGAAGCUUAUCUGGAGCUCAUGCACAAAAAGUCUGCAAGAUUAUGGACCAGGCAGUGCUGGUGGGAGCCCCUGUCAUUGGUCUCAAUGACUCAGGUGGGGCGCGUAUACAAGAGGGCGUGGAGUCGCUGGCAGGCUACGCAGACAUCUUCCUGAGGAACGUGUUAAGCUCAGGAGUUGUGCCUCAGAUAUCCCUCAUUAUGGGGCCGUGUGCAGGGGGGGCUGUUUAUUCGCCAGCUCUCACUGACUUCACAUUCAUGGUUAAGGACACAUCCUACCUCUUCAUUACUGGCCCAGACGUUGUAAAGUCCGUCACAAAUGAAGAUGUCACACAAGAGGAUCUUGGUGGUGCCAAGACACACACAGCAUUGUCUGGAGUGGCUCACAGAGCUUUUGAGAAUGACAUUGAUGCUUUAUUAAACUUGCGGGAAUUCUUUAACUAUCUUCCACUGAGCAACAAGGACCCAUCUCCCAUCCGAGAGUGUUUUGAUCCAAGUGACCGCCUUGUCCCUGGAUUAGAUACUGUGGUUCCUAUGGAGUCCACUAAAGCCUAUGACAUGCUGGAUAUCGUUCACUCGAUUGUUGAUGAACGGGAGUUCUUUGAAAUCAUGCCCAACUAUGCCAAGAACAUUGUAGUGGGCUUUGCAAGAAUGAAUGGAAGGACAGUUGGUAUUGUGGGUAAUCAGCCCAAAGUGGCCUCAGGCUGCUUGGACAUUAAUUCUUCAGUGAAAGGCGCACGUUUUGUUAGAUUCUGUGAUGCCUUUAACAUCCCUAUUAUCACUUUUGUUGAUGUACCUGGCUUUUUACCAGGCACUGCCCAGGAAUAUGGUGGGAUCAUAAGACAUGGAGCGAAGCUUCUGUUUGCGUUUGCUGAAGCUACGGUGCCUAAGAUCACUGUGAUUACCAGGAAGGCCUAUGGAGGAGCUUAUGAUGUCAUGAGUUCAAAGCAUUUAAGAGGUGAUGUCAAUUAUGCAUGGCCAACAGCAGAGGUCGCUGUUAUGGGAGCCAAGGGAGCUGUUCAGAUCAUAUUCAGAGGAAAGCAAAACCAGGCUGAAGCAGAGGCUGAGUAUGUGGAGAAGUUUGCAAAUCCUUUUCCUGCUGCUGUAAGAGGUUUCGUUGAUGACAUCAUUCAGCCAUCCACAACCCGUAUGUGCAUCUGUCGUGACCUUGAGGUUCUUGCGAGCAAGAAACAAGUGAAUCCGUGGAAGAAGCAUGCGAAUAUCCCUCUGUAAGGCAGCGAUCGAUCAUCACUUCAUGCUUUGCGCAUUCCUUUCUGAGAACAAAGGUUUUUUUUAUGUAGGUUUGGUUUGUGUCAAACUAAAAAAAAUAAUACUAUUAAAUAUAUAGAUCACACAUGUCUAUGCAAAAAAAUAUAUAAAGUAAACUGGCAUAAAAUUAUAUACAUUUGGAAUGGACCAUUAUGAAUCUGCCCUAAUUUUAAAAAUGAUGCCAUGCAGUAAAAAAUGUUGCCAUAGCGUCAGACAUGUCAUCUAAAUUUAAAAAUGUUUUAAAUGAAAAGAUAAAUUGUGUUCUGUGUGAUUAAUAUUUUUAUUUAUAUUCUACUACAUACUUUGUAAUAAUAAACCAGAUCAAACCUUUAA